AACGUGAAAGAUUUAAGUGUUUUUUUUGCCGAAAUAUUCUUUACUCAAAUUUAAUUUUCAGUUAAUCAUAGUAAUGUGAAAUAGAAUAAAGGACCAUAGAUAACUAAAAGAAAAAAUGGACGAUUAAUAAGACAAUAAUCUACGGUCUAUCUUGUUCGUCUGAGCAAAUUCAGGUGUCCGUCUAUCUUGUUCACCGAUCCAUUUUACUAUUAUUCUCCUUGUCCACCCCCACCCGCCCAACCACUCCACAAGAAUGGCUGCGACAGCCACCACCUCCGGCGGCAGAAGGGGUGGCUCAGCCCUCCCCAAUUCAUGGCUACAAGCACCAAAGUCAUCACCUUUACAUCAACCCAGCUUCAUCUCCUCCAAAAUGAAGCCAAGAAUGAAACCCAUCUCAGCCGUUCAAUCUCCACCAUCAUCAACAACAAAAGCUGGUCAAAACCCAGAUGGAAAAUGGAGUCUUGAGAGCUGGAAAUCGAAGCCAGCUUUUCAGCUCCCUGAAUAUCCUGAUAAGUUAGAACUGGAAUCGGUUCUUGAAACCCUCUCGACUUAUCCACCAAUUGUAUUUGCUGGGGAAGCUAGGAAUCUUGAAGAGAAAUUGGGUGAAGCUGCUCUUGGUAAUGCUUUCUUGUUACAGGGUGGUGAUUGUGCUGAGAGCUUUAAGGAGUUUAGUGCUAAUAAUAUCAGGGACACUUUUAGAGUCAUCUUGCAGAUGGGGGUUGUCCUUAUGUUUGGUGGUCAAAUGCCUGUCAUCAAGGUGGGUAGAAUGGCAGGUCAAUUUGCAAAGCCAAGAUCUGAUCCAUUUGAAGAGAAGGAUGGCGUGAAGCUGCCAAGUUACAGGGGAGACAAUGUGAAUGGUGAUGCUUUUGAUGAGAAAUCCAGAAUUCCUGAUCCCCAGAGAAUGAUUAGGGCCUAUACUCAGUCUGUAGCUACAUUGAACCUCCUCAGGGCAUUUGCUACUGGAGGUUAUGCUGCCAUGCAGAGGGUUAACCAGUGGAAUCUCGACUUUACUGAUCACAGUGAGCAAGGUGACAGGUACCGCGAACUGGCUCACCGAGUUGAUGAAGCCAUGGGCUUCAUGGCUGCUGCUGGGCUUACAGUUGACCACCCAAUCAUGACUACAACAGACUUCUGGACAUCACAUGAGUGCCUUCUCUUGCCUUAUGAACAAGCACUUACUAGAGAGGAUUCAACUUCUGGCCUUUAUUAUGACUGUUCUGCUCAUAUGAUUUGGGUUGGGGAACGAACAAGGCAAUUGGAUGGCGCUCACGUUGAGUUUCUGAGAGGAAUUGCCAAUCCACUUGGAAUCAAGGUGAGUCACAAAAUGGAUCCAGAUGACCUAGUCAAGCUUAUUGACAUUCUUAACCCUCAAAAUAGACCAGGAAGGAUUACAGUGAUUGCCAGGAUGGGAGCUGAUAACAUGAGAGUAAAGCUUCCCCAUCUGAUCAGGGCUGUUCGUGGAGCUGGUCAAAUCGUCACUUGGGUGAGUGAUCCUAUGCACGGAAAUACCACUAAAGCCCCCUGUGGACUCAAAACACGCUCAUUUGACUCUAUCCGGAAUGAGUUAAGAGCAUUCUUUGAUGUACACGAUCAAGAAGGUAGCUAUCCUGGUGGUGUUCAUCUGGAGAUGACAGGUCAGAAUGUGACUGAAUGCGUGGGAGGCUCUCGGACAAUUACUUACAAUGAUCUGAGCUCGCGCUACCAUACACAUUGUGAUCCAAGACUCAACGCUUCUCAAGCACUUGAACUUGCUUUUAUCAUCGCUGAGCGCCUCAGGAAAAGAAGAUUGACACCUAAGUUUGGGUUCUAGAAAACCAUCUUACUACCCUUUCCCUUGUUUUCGCAGGCAAGAUCCAAUGUUAUAUUAUAGUAGUAAUAUGUUUUAGUGUCUUGUGUGAACAUCCAGUUGUGUGUAGACUGUUACUCUGUUAGCAUAUAGUUAUAUGUUACAAGUUUGUAUACAUAACAUCUGUGAGGUACAUUGGUCCUAUGUACUAAAGUGAACUGGCUCUGUGUGGUUUGAUUAAGGGGUCGCCUUUUCUUUUCUUUUUC
Capsicum annuum is the source of this 2052-nucleotide messenger RNA. RefSeq names its product phospho-2-dehydro-3-deoxyheptonate aldolase 2, chloroplastic. The record is from RefSeq and is a predicted model, not a curated record. Gene Ontology annotation, molecular function: 3-deoxy-7-phosphoheptulonate synthase activity. The transcript has 5 exons. Gene Ontology annotation, biological process: aromatic amino acid biosynthetic process. Bases 254 to 1810 code for a protein of 518 amino acids. NCBI's taxonomy places the organism in Eukaryota, Viridiplantae, Streptophyta, Magnoliopsida, Solanales, Solanaceae.